AUGAACGGUGAGGAGCAGUACUACGCGGCCACGCAGCUCUACAAGGACCCGUGCGCGUACCAGAGGGGCCCGGUGCCAGAGUUCAGCGCUACCCCGCCUGCGUGCCUGUACAUGGGCCGCCAGCCCCCACCUCCGCCGCCACCCCAGUUCGCAGGCGCGCUGGGAACGCUGGAGCAGGGAAGUCCCCCGGACAUCUCCCCCUACGAAGUGCCCCCGCUCGCCGAAGACCCCGCCGUGGCGCACCUCCACCACCACCUCCCAGCUCAGCUCGGGCUCGCCCACCCGCCCUCUGGGCCUUUCCCCAAUGGAACAGAGCCUGCGGGCCUGGAAGAACCCAGCCGCGCUCAGCUCCCUUUCCCCUGGAUGAAAUCCACCAAAGCUCACUCCUGGAAGGGCCAGUGGGCAGGCGGUGCGUACGCAGUGGAGCCCGAGGAGAACAAGCGGACCCGUACAGCCUACACGCGGGCGCAGCUGCUGGAGCUGGAGAAGGAAUUCUUGUUUAACAAAUACAUAUCCCGGCCUCGCCGGGUGGAGCUGGCGGUGAUGCUGAACUUGACUGAGAGACACAUCAAAAUCUGGUUCCAGAACCGUCGCAUGAAGUGGAAGAAGGAGGAGGACAAGAAGCGAGGGAGCGGGACCGCGAGCGGGGGCGGUGGGGGCGGCGAGCCGGAGCAGGAUAGCGCGGUGACCUCGGGAGAGGAGCUGCUGGCCUUGCCGCCGCCGCCACCUCCCGGGGGUGCUGUGCCCCCGGGCGUCCCCGCUGCUGCGGCCAGGGAGGGCCGCCUGCCUCCGGGCCUUAGCGCGUCACCACAGCCCUCCAGCAUCGCGCCUCUGCGGCCGCAGGAACCCCGGUGA
Messenger RNA from Peromyscus californicus insignis, 855 nucleotides. RefSeq names its product pancreatic and duodenal homeobox 1 (gene Pdx1). The transcript has 2 exons. Lineage: Eukaryota; Metazoa; Chordata; Mammalia; Rodentia; Cricetidae. The coding region runs from base 1 to 855 and encodes 284 amino acids. The record is from RefSeq and is a predicted model, not a curated record. Gene Ontology annotation, cellular component: nucleus. Gene Ontology annotation, molecular function: DNA-binding transcription factor activity, RNA polymerase II-specific; RNA polymerase II cis-regulatory region sequence-specific DNA binding. Gene Ontology annotation, biological process: regulation of transcription by RNA polymerase II; type B pancreatic cell differentiation.